Messenger RNA from Tachysurus vachellii, 2779 nucleotides. It is a transcript of the gene evc, whose product is annotated as evC complex member EVC. Bases 175 to 2673 code for a protein of 832 amino acids. Gene Ontology annotation, biological process: smoothened signaling pathway. The record is from RefSeq and is a predicted model, not a curated record. The transcript is spliced from 22 exons. NCBI's taxonomy places the organism in Eukaryota, Metazoa, Chordata, Actinopteri, Siluriformes, Bagridae.
UGAAGAAAGUGGAGAGAUUCCUAACGUCUAUGUGGGGGUUGCUUUAAUGAGGCCGGACUACAAACAGACGCAUUAGAGGUGUGAAGAUAUGCGUAAUGAAGAUAACACAUGUUUACUUGUUCAGUCGUGCUGUUUAGAUGGAUUUUUAAUUCUUAAAAACAUCCAGUAAAAGUGAUGGAGUGUUCAGGCGAUGUGCUGCUUCAGCAAGCGGGGUGUGUGUCUCUACACUCGGGUCUGUUAUUGGGAAGUGUGUGUUCAGGACUGCUGCUGGGAAUCAUCGCUGCCGUAUUUAUACACACACUCCUUUUUAAACCCUACUGUCUGCCUGCAAAGUCUAAAGGUGACCCGUGGAGCCUUAUAGAUGUGGAUGAGGGAGACGACAUGGGAAGAAACACAGGGCCUGCUGAAAGAGUGAGCCGCACGGUCAGUCCUGUAAUCAAUGACGUCAGUGCGUUUGCGCUCAAGGCCCGGGUGGUUUAUCCCAUUAACCAGAGAUACAGACCACUGGCAGAUGGAGCCUCAGAUCCCUCACCCCACGACUCCGCCUCCUCGUCGUCUGAUUGGCCGGAUGAGAGCAGCGAUGAGGAUGAGAGUGUUUUAUUUGGUCCUGUCCACAAUACACAUGCGAACCUCACAUUCAGGAGAGCACAACACUAUGCACACACACUAUCCUACCCAGAUGAUGAAAGGAGACUCGGUCUGCUGUAUGUGACGCUGCAGAACCUCCAUCAACAUAUGGCUCAGUUACAGAAAGAACAGUGGGGAAUUUUUCUCCAGAUUGUACAAUCUCUGUUCAGCACAGAUGAUUACCUACACCAGCAGAAGGAAUUAGAGAAGCUGAAAAAGGAAUUGUCUUCUGGACUACUGAGGUCCAAGAUGGGGGCAGAGCCAAUCUGUUCCAUAGAAGAAGUAAAAAUGGCAGGGAGAGAGAAACUGGAACACACAUUACACACGGCUUUGCGUUUUGCUAAACAGUUGGAGCGGCUUUGUCAACGUUUCAAUAGAAGCAAUUCAAGUGAUCUCACACAGGAAGUGACACGGACGCUCGUCAACUGCCUGCUGCUGGUGGAAAAGCAGCUGAAAGUCAUUCGUUCCAAUAUCAUUCAGGCACUAAAGGACAGGCAGCAGUGGUGGGAGGAGUUAUCCGGUUGGCUACGAAUUAGGACUGCUUUAAUGAGGCAGGAGGCGGAGCUUAUAAUUCAGCUCACCAGCCAUGCAGUGGAGGAGCUGACAGCUGAUGGACAGCUGGAGUUUGAUCACAUGGAGAAGCUGAUCAGUGAGCUGCAGAGUCUGAUGAGUAAUGAGCUCCAGCGUUGCACUGAACAGAUCACAGAUCACACUCUGCAACUGGUCAGUGAUCAAUGUAAGAAGAUCGACGUGAGGUUGAGGAAGAUGGUAAAGGCUCAAAACAAAGAGAGUCGCACGAUCCGAUCUCACGAUCGUCAAGACACCCAGCAGGUUGCCAUGGCAAUGGCAGAGCUGAACUUAAAACACUGGAUGCAGAGACACGAAUUUGAACUACAGCAAGACAGAAAAGUGUCUGAUGCUGUGUGUGACCUGUGGAAGAAAUUGUUUUGUAGUUGUUCAGAAAGUGUCAGGAUGUUGUGGCGAGAAUGUGUUGUGAACAUGCUCACUACAAGCUCCGCCCUUUCUGAGGAACACAGCUCCAGACUUUUUAACAACAUGGAACUUAAUUGGACCAAUCAGAUGCAGCAGAAGGAUAGCCACACCCAUCAUCAGCUGCAGAUGCUCAGAGAGCAGCUGGAGCAACGCAAACAGAUUUGGGCAGAACAGGAAGCAUUAGCUACUGCAGCCAUCAAUCAUCUAGGCAACCUGAACAUGAAGGUUACUGUAGCAGUGAUUACCAGGCAGAAGGAACUAAGGGACAGUGUUGCGGUGAUUGAGGGAAAACAACGCCUCCUACUGUCAGACCUCCAGCACCAUUUAACUGCUCAACACUUCUAUAACACAACACUGAGAGAGAUGAUGACUAUACAGUUCUCACACACAGACACCCAGAGCCUCCAGCAGGAACUCCUGUCAGACCUCGAAAGAUCCUCUGAGCUCCUCCGAAGCCAUGCAGAGUUUCUGAUUGGCCACGCCCUCACGUGUAAUGUUCAACUGCGAUCGCUCACUCCAGUACCGUCUGACAAGACAGCAGUAAAUGACAGACAGAAGGAGCAGCUGAUGAAGGCACUAUGUGACAGUGUGUGUGUAUCACGUGACACUCUUUCCACUAUCAUAAUGAAUUACUGCUCUCACCUUCAAACAGUCGUCACGGCAACGCAGCUCCGCCCACCACAACAACAUUCACAUUUGAGAGAGAGAUGGCAGAAGACAGCAGAGUGUGUGAGAUCUCUACACCGGGAACUCAACCACUGGGCUAGAAAACCGCACUCAGCCGAGUUCUACAGAAGAGUCGAGCAGCAGAAGCAGCAUUUUCUCUCAGUUUGUGAGGCGGAGUGUGUGUGUGACAGGGUGGACCUGCAGCACCAAAUACGAACCAUUAGUCAGGAGCUUCAGAAAGAAGAGGAGAGUUUUCUGUUUCGACUGGCAGCUCUAACAAGAUUUCCUGUGACAAACACACAAACACAUGCAGGUACAGAGCAGAGUUUAGAGCCAUUAAAGUACAGAGAGAACCUUCAGUAUUCCACACUGCCCUCUGCAGACUGAUGAACAAUAAGGCCCAACGAGACACUUUGCAGUAAAUUUUUAUUAAAAGUUUUUUAAAAAACAAAACAAAAACACUUGUUACUGUCUCUUAAAUCGCACACACACG